ACACACACACACACACACACACUGGCUGAUGAAUGACCGACUGACGAAUGCGAGAGGACGAGGAGAGGAGACUGGAGGGACAGACACACUGUACACACAGUGAGUGUUGUAGAAGAUGUUGCAAUGGGAAUCCAGUGGUUGAGAGACGUUGUCCAACAUGACAAAGGGACAAGUCGACGAAUGCAAUCUGGUUUUGCAGGAACUUAAUGUUCAAGUCGCGGUUUUCCGGGACCUGGUCAUCUCCAUCGGUAAUUUUUCCUACGAUUCUCUGAGUGUCCGCAGAGCCAUCCGGUCAGUGCGGUGCCUUUGUAAAGAUUUGGUCAGAAAAUCGCACUGUGCGACUUCGCCCCUCUAUAGUCUUGAAGAUGAAGACUUGCAGCCUAGUAUUUGCAGACUUCACAUCCUGUUUUAUGGCUGUUUGGAGAUGUUUAUAACCGAAAUGCUUAAAUCAACGUUCCUAAUGGAAUCUUUUCAGCUUCGAAAAUCAGAGCAAAUAAUGUGCCCUGUUCCUGGAUUGCCUUAUGACAGAGAAGAGGAAAAUUCACAGGUCCCGUUCCUGGAAGAUGUGACAUGCUCAUCGUCUUCUCAAGAGCUAAACAUGUCCAGUAGUCACCUGGAUACAACUUCAGAAAUCGAAUCUACAGAAAGUGACAUACAGGAAAUGAGAUACCUUCUGAGAAAACUUAGAGAUUCAAUGCCGCAACAUCUUAGAAUACAGGAUGAGGACGAUAUACUGACCAUAUACCCCAAAAUUCGGAAGAAGAGAAAGUGCGCAUUGUGCUGCGUGAAGAAAUGAAAAGAACGGCGUCUGUGUUCGCAUUCCAGUCCACGGAUUUCUCCCCGUAAACUCUUUGCACCUCAGAAAUGGAAUUGUGCUCUGGCCGUGGGGUGUUCACUUUUGAUGAAGACAUUUCUUUCGUCAUGAAACCUUCUCUGAACCAAGAAGCCGUAUUAGCAACUUUAAAAGUUGGGGCAGUGUUGAAAGAUGACCCGCAAUGCAGGAUAUGCAUUUAUUUUCAAACCUGUCUGUUUUGAGCAGACUGCCACGUUGGGCCAGCUAUAAGAACGCUAAUCAGUCUCAGGUCCCUGGGCUGGGUGGGGAGAAUAUGAACCAGUUACUCCUGUUUGCCACCAAUUAACCCCAGAAAGUGGGUCUGGGCAGAUGCUUAAGAGAUAUCCUAGCCUGCUGACAUACACACACACACACACACACAGUUUGUGCUCAGAUAACAAGACAUUUGAGUGAGAUAUCAGCAGUCAGAUAGCAACCAUAGAAUUGUACCGGUCGAUGAAUCCAUCUUCAGAAGAGAUUUUUAUUUUAAAAAAUUGCUAUCUGUCAUAUAAGAUAGCAGUACACAAUUGGGCACUCAAUGAUACAGUUGUUAAAACAUUAGCUAGCGUACCUCUGUUUAACACCGUGUUGGAUAUCUAGCUUACUGCUGUUUAAUGCUGUGUUAGAUGGGUUUUGUGUAUGUAGUGUCACACUGAACUGUAAAGUAACUAUUUUUCUUGUCGAGUGAAGACUAGAUUUAUUUAUUUUGAAGAUUUUAGCAACUUCACUACAAACUUUAGAGCAGCAUCACAGUGGUCAAAGUCUAGUCUGUAGAAAUAUGCUUUAGGAUAGCUAUAGAGCAAAAUGCAAAAAAAAUAAACUGGAUGUCUCAAUAAUUUCCAA
Messenger RNA from Callorhinchus milii (elephant shark), 1675 nucleotides. RefSeq names its product regulator of G-protein signaling 7-binding protein. The coding region runs from base 158 to 796 and encodes 212 amino acids. The transcript has 6 exons. Gene Ontology annotation, biological process: G protein-coupled receptor signaling pathway. Gene Ontology annotation, cellular component: neuron projection; nucleus; postsynapse. The record is from RefSeq and is a predicted model, not a curated record. NCBI's taxonomy places the organism in Eukaryota, Metazoa, Chordata, Chondrichthyes, Chimaeriformes, Callorhinchidae.